Molecule: messenger RNA, 567 nt
Organism: Solenopsis invicta (red fire ant)
Lineage: Eukaryota; Metazoa; Arthropoda; Insecta; Hymenoptera; Formicidae
Exons: 4
Source: RefSeq, a predicted model, not a curated record
ACAGCUCUUCCUUAUCAAUUGUAUUUUAACAUUUACGAAGAGAUAGUCCGUAUAGACACAUUGCAAAUUAGUCUCAAUCGAUUUCUGUUACUUUUAGUUGGUCUAUGGCCUUAUCAACAAUCUAUACUCGCUCGACUUCAAUUAAUUUUAUUUCUCGGUAUUUUGACGAGUUUCAUUACAUUUCAGUUUACAGUAUUUGUGACUUUAAAAUGCACCACAGAUUUAAUUAUCAGUGUUUUUUCCACUGCGUUAUUUUAUACUUAUUUUGCAAUUCAAUAUAUUUCGUUUAGUGUCAAUAGUAAAAGUAUAAAAUAUUUGUUGGAGCAAGUGCAGCAUAUUUACAACCAACUAACUGAUGAAAAUGAAAUCAGUAUUUUAGAAAAAUACGGCACUUAUGCAAAACGUUACACAAUUUUUUUUCCAUUGUUAUUAUAGUUGCCGUAAUUACAUUAAUUUUUUAUGCACUUUAUCCGAAAAUUUUCGAUAUCUUAUUUCCCAUAAACGAAACACGAUCACAUCCUUUGCCGCUUAUGACUGAAUAUUUCGUCGAUCAGGAAAAAUACUUCU